Pipistrellus kuhlii (Kuhl's pipistrelle) is the source of this 748-nucleotide messenger RNA. RefSeq names its product stathmin 3 (gene STMN3). Gene Ontology annotation, molecular function: tubulin binding. Gene Ontology annotation, biological process: microtubule depolymerization; neuron projection development; regulation of microtubule polymerization or depolymerization. The record is from RefSeq and is a predicted model, not a curated record. Gene Ontology annotation, cellular component: cytoplasm; neuron projection. The coding region runs from base 134 to 676 and encodes 180 amino acids. The transcript is spliced from 5 exons. Lineage: Eukaryota; Metazoa; Chordata; Mammalia; Chiroptera; Vespertilionidae.
CUUCUUUUCUUCUUCUCCUCCCCCCUCGCCGCGCCGCCUCCCUCCCUCCUCCCUCCCCUCCGCUCUGCAGCAUUCGCCCGCUGCAGCUCCAGCCGCCCGCGCCUCCCGUCUCCGCAGCGCCGCCGCCAGCACCAUGGCCAGCACCAUGUCCGCCUACAAAGAGAAGAUGAAGGAGCUGUCUGUGCUGUCGCUCAUCUGCUCCUGCUUCUACUCACAACCACACCCCAACACCAUCUACCAGUAUGGGGACAUGGAGGUGAAGCAGCUGGACAAGAGGGCCUCUGGCCAGAGCUUUGAGGUCAUCCUCAAGUCCCCUUCUGACUUGUCACCGGAGAGCCCUGUGCUCUCCUCCCCCCCCAAGAGGAAGGACACCUCCCUGGAGGAGCUGCAGAAGCGGCUGGAGGCAGCUGAGGAGCGGAGGAAGACGCAGGAGGCGCAGGUGCUGAAGCAGCUGGCGGAGCGGCGCGAGCACGAGCGCGAGGUGCUGCACAAGGCGCUGGAGGAGAACAACAACUUCAGCCGCCUGGCCGAGGAGCGGCUCAACUACAAGAUGGAGCUCAGCAAGGAGAUCCGCGAGGCGCACCUGGCGGCGCUGCGCGAGCGGCUGCGCGAGAAGGAGCUGCACGCCGCCGAGGUGCGCAGGAACAAGGAGCAGCGAGAGGAGAUGUCGGGCUAAGCGGCUUCGGACACCGCACCUGGAUCCUGAGCCGACAAGAACACGUUCGGGUUUUGUUUUUGUUUUGUUCAA